CCUCUUUAUCACUCUCUCUCUCUCUAGAAAAUAAAAAAUCGAUGCCACUAAUCCAUCAAAAUCCCAAUUCAUAAACCCUAAUUCUCCACAUUCAAUUCUCAAUUCUCUCUCUUAAUGGGACACAAAUGCAAUCCACAAAACUCCUAAACCCUAAAACCGCCACCAAGGCAGCGGAAGCCGUUACCAACACCAUGCCAAAUGAGCUGCUGCCGCAGAAAUCCCCAGCAUCUUCAAUAAUGGACAAGUUCAGGUAUUUAUUGAAGCAGCGACAACAAUCGGCGGUGGAGGAAGGUGGCGGCUUGAGUACGGAGGAUAUGGUGGAGAUUUAUGAGACGGUUUUGAAUGAAUUAACGUUUAAUUCAAAACCUAUUAUCACUGAUUUGACUAUUAUUGCCGGAGAACUGAGGGAGCACGGUGAGGGUAUUGCUGAUGCUCUUUGUGGCCGCAUUGUCGAGGUCCCAGUAGAUCUAAAGCUACCUUCGUUAUAUCUUUUAGAUAGCAUUGUCAAGAACAUCGGCCGUGAAUACAUUGGGUAUUUUUCUUCCCGUUUGCCUGAGGUUUUCUGUGAGGCAUACGGACAAGUUGACCCUAGAUUAUAUCCUUCAAUGCGCCACCUUUUUGGCACUUGGUCAUCUGUGUUUCCAUCUUCUGUACUUCGGAAGAUUGAGACUCAACUGCAGUUGUCUUCACAAAUUAAUAAUCAGUCAUCAAGUUUGACUUCCUUGAAGGCUUCUGAAUCACCCAGACCAAGUCAUGGCAUACAUGUGAACCCAAAAUACUUACGUCAGAUGGAUUCAAGUAGAGAUAAUAAUGUUCAGCACACAAAGGGAACUUCAAAUCUAAAAAUGUAUGGUCACAAACCUGCUGUUGGAUAUGAUGAAUAUGAAACUGAUCAAGCAGAGGUCAUAUCUUCACAGGUUGGAGUCGACCGUGCAUCUCUCACUCUUGGAUCUAAUAAGCUGCAGCCAUCAUCAACUUCCAGGCUUGCAAGACGCUUGUCGCCUUCAACAACCGGAGCUGAGAGGCCUUCGUCUUCAGAAAUCGAUGACUUUGCAGCUGGAAAUUCUCCCCGAAGGUUCGUGGAGGGGUUGUCCCCAUCUCAUCCUCCAUUUGAUUAUGGACAUGGCAGAGUUGUUGUCAGAGAUGAUGAGACAAAUGAAUUGAGAAGAAAACACUAUUCUGAUGAUAACCAUUACCGAUUUGAAGCUUCUGCCAGAUCUCUCAGCAAUGGACAUGAGCAACAAGGACCCAGAGCUUUAAUAGAUGCAUAUGGGGAUGAUAGGGGGAAGAGAAUUCCAAAUAGUAAACCAUUGCACAUUGAACAGUUGGCUGUAAUUGGCAUGCAUAAUAAGGUGGCUCCAAGAUCAUGGCAGAAUACUGAAGAGGAGGAAUUUGAUUGGGAAGAUAUGAGCCCUACUUUGUUAGAUCGUGGUAGGAGCAAUGAUUUCUUGCCACCAUCUGUUCCACCUUUUGGAAGUGUUGUUCCAAGGCCUGGCUUUGGAAGGCUAAAUGCUAUCCGUGCAGACUCUGAUAUUAGGAGCAAUGGGUCUAGUCUGACUCCAAUGGCUUUGGUGGAUGACUCCUCUAAUAUGGGUGGAGAUGCAGUCUCGAUUCUUGGUUCUGGCCGUGGAUCAACAAGCAAGAUGCCUGGACUCCUGACUGAGAGAAAUCAGAUAUCGGGUUCUCGUUAUUCUCAAGAAGCUAGGAAUUUGCCGCCUCACAUCCGUCAGCCAUCACGUCUCCUGAAUGCCAAAGGAAGAGGAAGGGAUUUCCAGAUGCCCUUAUCUGGAAGUGGUGUAUCCUCUUUGGGUGGUGAGAAUUUCAAUCCACUUGUUGAAAAACUUCCAGAUAUGGAUGCAAAGCUUGUUAGGCCUCCUGCGAUUGCAUCAAGAUUGGGUUCUAGUAUUGACUCUAAUAGUUCUGGUACCUGGUCAAGUGCUGUGCUACCAUUAUCAGGGGCCUGGCCUCCAGUAAAUGUACACAAGUCUCUCCCACCUCCUGUGCAUUCUACUUUUCCACCAGAAAAGCAGAGUAGAAGUCAGUUUGAUCCAGUAAAUACCAGCAGUACUGUCACAAAUCAGGCUUUGCAAAAAGCUUCAGUUAUGCCUGAACAAUCAUUUAAUAGUUUUGAGAGCAAAGAUUAUGUUUUGAUGAAGCCAACACCAUUGCCUAAUCAACAUGCUGCUUUGAAUCAGCAAAACCAGGCACAUUUUAAUCCUUUUCAGCCAAAGUUUCUUCCAUCUCAUGAAGCCCGGGAAAAUUUUCAUCCAUCUGGGAUAGCUUUACUGCCACCUCGUCCACUGGCACGACCAAUGAAUCAUGGAUACACCACACACGGGCAUGGUUCCUCAAAUGCGCUACCUUCUGUACAACUGCCUUUAGCGGUCAGCAAUGUUCCAAACACCUUGCAUUCACAGGUGGGGGUUCGGCCACCUUUGCCACAAGGUCCUCCUCAAACGAUGCCUUUCCCUCAGAAUGCUAGUUCAGGUGCCCCCGCCCAACCAUCUGGCAUUGCAUUUUCUGGUUUGAUUAAUUCUCUCAUGGCUCAAGGUUUGAUCACAAUGACAAAACAAACACCUGUACAGGACUCUGUAGGGCUUGAGUUCAAUGCUGACCUUCUCAAAUUGCGCUAUGAAUCGGCAAUAAGUGCAUUAUAUUCUGACCUUCCAAGACAGUGCACAACAUGUGGCCUUCGAUUAAAGUGUCAAGAAGAGCACAGUAGUCACAUGGAUUGGCAUGUUACUAAGAACCGGAUGUCCAAAAACCGUAAGCAGAACCCUUCUCGCAAGUGGUUUGUAAGUGCAAGUAUGUGGCUUAGUGGUGCAGAGGCAUUGGGAACUGAUGCAGUUCCUGGAUUUUUACCCACUGAGACCAUCGUGGAGAAGAAGGAUGACGAUGAAAUGGCUGUUCCUGCUGACGAAGAGCAGAGUACAUGUGCAUUAUGUGGAGAGCCUUUUGAUGAUUUCUACAGUGAUGAAACUGAGGAAUGGAUGUAUAAAGGAGCUGUCUACCUGAAUGCUCCUGAUGGGUCAACGGCAGACAUGGAUAGGUCUCAGCUAGGCCCUAUUGUACAUGCUAAAUGCAGGUCCGAUUCUAGUGGGGUUCCCUCUGAAGAUUUUGGACAUGAAGAAGGGGGCAAUACUGAAGAAGGUAGUCGAAAACGAAUGCGGAGUUAACUUUCUAUAGAUAAGCGUCCAAGUCUCCUGUAACUUAGAGUUUCAUCAUGUUAGCGGUAUGCUUUUACUUGCUUUACAGUUGCAUUGGACUGUGCAAUGCCUUGGCUAUAUGCCCAAAUCAUGUACAUGUAUAGUGGGGCUUGUACCAUGCAUUAUAUCAUGCAGAAAAAAAGAUUAAAAAUUGUCUUUCUAACAUUCAGAGGGAUAUUAAAACCAUUUUUUUUAUAUGCAAAAAAGAAGGAAUGUUUUCAGUU
This is a messenger RNA of Populus trichocarpa (black cottonwood), 3430 nucleotides long. RefSeq names its product polyadenylation and cleavage factor homolog 4. The coding region runs from base 126 to 3176 and encodes 1016 amino acids. Gene Ontology annotation, cellular component: cytoplasm; mRNA cleavage factor complex. The record is from RefSeq and is a predicted model, not a curated record. Gene Ontology annotation, molecular function: RNA polymerase II complex binding; mRNA binding. NCBI's taxonomy places the organism in Eukaryota, Viridiplantae, Streptophyta, Magnoliopsida, Malpighiales, Salicaceae. Gene Ontology annotation, biological process: termination of RNA polymerase II transcription. The transcript has 7 exons.